AUGGCUGAGCAGACUUAUAACUCGGAUAUGACCAUGUCCCCUGCCGAAGAGGAGGCCCUCGGUGCCUCCGGGAAAGACCUCGCGGUUGACGAUAUGCCCGAAGGCAUGUUCCACCACCUCGCCGAACCCGCCGACCUCCCCGCCGCGAAGAAACCGUGCAUGGAUCCCGUCUCCAGGAACGCCCCCAAUUCUUCCCCCUCCACCUCCUCCGGCUCGGCUCCGGCGAUGCCUGCUUACUCUCCCGCGCCCCUCGCAGCUGCCGCUCUCACUGCUCCCCGAUUGGCCUGGUGCCUACGCAGGCAGCAACUGCUGCAGCAGCUCCCAACACCUCGGCCACCCGCGCAACCGCCUACGCGUCCGUCGCCUCAGCCUCCAUCCUGGCUCCAGCCCGGGCUGGAGUCGCACCGAUCUGAAAUUCUCGCUGGUGUUAAUGCGCAGCUGUGUGGCUUUAUGUUUGCUUCUGGCAUUAUCCAUUCCGUCGAGCAGACCGUUGGAGACCCCUACCGUGUGGCCCGCCGUGUGUAUGGCCGCCUGCUCUUCUCAUGGCCGUCGCAGGAAGAUGCGGCGGCCUUCCGCAAGCUCUUUCCCCUCACCCUCAAAGUCUCCAACUCCUGCCCCCUUCUGCUCAAGGUGUUCGAGGACAGGUUUGCAGCCUUCACUGCUGCCAAGGAUGCCGGCGCACCCACCCUGUCUAUCCGCAACGUCCCUUUGGAUUUCGAUCCAGAGGACAUCCGCGCCUACCCCCUCGGCUCCACCGAACCUGAUGGCUCGCACUGGCCGGCGGAUUUGACGGACUUUCACCGCGCUUUGGACCCCUACGAGGACACGUAUAUCACUCACCUUGUAGGACUUCCAGUCGCCAACCCCAAUGACCCGGAUUUCGAGCGCAUCCCAUCCGAAAUCCCGCUGGAGGAGAACAAACCUCCCAUGCUGCUCAACUUUUCCAGCCACGUGUGCGCACUGUGCGCCAACAACCACCGCGCGGCUGACCAUGAGGCUUUUGCAGCCCGCCGUCGGCAGCGCCUCACGAACCGGAACGUGAUUUCAGUCGCGCAGCUGCAGAAAGCUAACGGUACGCCCCUCGCAUAUCCCUCCAGAUUUUGCUAUUCCACCUUUCCUUUGCCUUUCCGCUCUGGCUCCCUUGCUUUCACAAUUCUACCAUCCAUCUCGUCGUCUCUCUCCCCCUGCUAUACUUAUUCCCCGCUCUCCCAGCGCUCCAGCUCCCCCUCACCCCACUCUACUCCCUUACUGCCCCACCCCCCGCUUUUCUCACGGCGGCUGGGCGUCCUCGAACACUUACGCCCACCCCCCUCCUUCACUCUGCCCCUGCCUACCCUUUGCCCCGCAGUCAACACACCCUCCCGGAUCUCUCACCCCCCCCCUGUCUCCUCAGCAGCCGAUCCCCUGCACAGCCACGAGCUUCCCCCACCCGCUCAACCCCCCCCUACCCCUGCAUCUCCCCACUCUCUACCUGUGCAGCCCCACCCCUUGGGACCCAUCCCCCACCUCGGGCCAGGGCUUUGGCCCUUUGCUCCCCAUUGUACCCACCCCACCCCUCUUCUCACCCCCCACUCCUGCCCCCCCCUGCCAACAACCUCCCCAACAGGAACCCUCCGCUGCCUCUUCCCUCUUUCCCCGUCUGCACUCUCACCACCCUCCUCCCCUAUAGCCCUCAGCUCUCCCUGCAACAUCCUGGGGAACCACGCCGCGCCGACCACUUUCCGCAACGAUCCCGGCCUUCUCUACGUCGGGCUGGACGACAAGGUCGAGACCUGGACAUGCGCACUCUGCGAUUUCACCUGCGGCGCUGCCCUGGACAGCGCCAUGGUCCACAUUCAAUCCGCUAUGCACACCUCCCGCGUGAAGGCUAUGGCCCACCGCCCGGCAGCCAAGGAGGCUUUCGGCCCCUGGAGCGCGCAGAAGCCUUCAGUGGCUGCCUUCCUUCGUGGCUGA
This is a messenger RNA of Closterium sp. Naga37s-1, 1953 nucleotides long. The record is from the annotation of a GenBank genome assembly. Lineage: Eukaryota; Viridiplantae; Streptophyta; Zygnematophyceae; Desmidiales; Closteriaceae.